AUGGACAAGUUUGCGUCCAGCCCCGCUUAUCGAUCGCGCAGCGAAGUGCCGGUAAAUCCGCGAUUUACAUCCCAAGCAGCCACCGCAGAAGACCUGCUCAAGGCGCAAACCGUCGGGCUCGUCAACCUCAGCGAUUAUCGCAAGCGAAAGCAGCAAAACAUAGAGUUUAAAGAGCGGGGCAGCUCUAAUGUCAGCUCGGGUGCCAGUACUCCCCUCGAUGGUACAUUGACGCCUAAGCCUGUAUUCAAGAAGAAGCGCAAAACAGCCGGCAAGGGGAAGCUAUCGUUUGGCGUAGACGAUGAGCACGAGUCUGAGUCCAAUGCCUCACAGGCACCUACGCCACGCGAAGGGACACCCGCCGAGUCUUCGGCAGUGAACUCAGAGACUGAAAGCAAAGUCGCAAAGAAGAAGCUCGGGGCAAGCACGAGCAUUGGUCUGAAACCACGAGUCUUGACCAAAUCCGCACUGCAGCGUGAAGCGCAACAGGCAGAUGUUGCUCGUCAGGAAUUCCUGGUCAUGCGGGAGGCGGUGAAGGCGACCGAGGUGGUGAUGCCGUUUGUCUUCUACGACGGCACCAAUAUUCCAGGCGGACGUUGCAGGAUAAAGAAAGGCGAUCACGUAUGGCUGUUUCUUGACAAAGCUAGGAAAGUAGGCGCCGAGCUGGGUGCUGGCAGCGACAAGAGUCGACGAGAUUGGGCCAGAGUCAGUGUUGACGAUCUGAUGCUGGUCAGAGGAGAGGUUAUUUUGCCGCAUCACUACGAGUUUUACUACUUCCUGUUCAACAAGGUCACUGGGUUCAACGGCCCUCUCUUCGACUUCUCUGCGCAACCGACUACUGCAACCCCAACUAUAACAGAUGUAGAGAAGGACAUGGAACCUGCCACCUAUGAUCCACUCAAUCCGACAGCCAAGAAGAAGACCAACAAUUCAACGGUACCAGACAAUGAACUUGAAGGCUUCAAUGACGACGCAGCUACAACAAAGGUUGUUGAUCGACGAUGGUACGAGCGGAACAAACAUAUAUUUCCUGCGAGCGCGUGGGCAGAGUACACUCCUGAAAAGGAUCUUUCAACAGUUCAACGAAAGGACACGGAGGGCAAUGCGUUCUUCUUCUCUUGA
This is a messenger RNA of Dothidotthia symphoricarpi CBS 119687, 1119 nucleotides long. RefSeq names its product XAP5-domain-containing protein. The coding region runs from base 1 to 1119 and encodes 372 amino acids. NCBI's taxonomy places the organism in Eukaryota, Fungi, Ascomycota, Dothideomycetes, Pleosporales, Dothidotthiaceae. Gene Ontology annotation, cellular component: nucleus. Gene Ontology annotation, biological process: chromatin organization. The transcript is spliced from 3 exons. The record is from RefSeq and is a predicted model, not a curated record.